CUUCUGAGUGAAUGCUUGGCAUGUGUAGAAGCGACCUGCUACACAAUUAGCUUAUUGUUCUUUCAGCUUUGUGUGGAGAGGAUCUGAAGGAUUGGAAGGAGCGGGGGAAAAGAGCCAGCCAGAGGCAUCACUGUGGAUAUGGAAUAAGGGAUUGCUCAGCUCCUGCAGAUUCACUUGCUAACUCGGGAGUUACAGCUGUUAUUAGGAAGCAUUCAGUGUGGCUUUAGGGAGUGCGCCAGGGGAUAAUCACUGAGACGACUCUCUGAUUUCUUGUAGUCUGGGCUCUUUUCUCUUCUGAGUCUCCUCAUCAUUAUUAUGGAGCCAAACAGUCCUAAAAAGAUCCAAUUUGCUGUGCCAUUAUUUCAGAGUCAAAUAGAUCCUGAAGCAGCUGAACAGAUCAGGAAAAGAAGGCCCACACCAGCAUCACUAGUUAUUAUGAAUGAACACUCACCCCCAGAAAUAGAUGAGAAGAGAAAGAACAACUCACAAGGAGAAUCACAGAAUGCCUCCCCUAAGCAGAGGAAGCAAAGUGUGUACGCUCCUCCUGCCAUCAAAGGUACUGUUCAGGGGUUAAACAUCUGAAAAGUCAGAACGACUCAGCAUUCCCAGAGGAAGAAGAGGGUGUCAAUGAAAGAGAAGAAGAAUGGGACCAUUAAUUAGCAUUGGGCUUGUGUAAGAAAGGUUAUUGUGAAUAACUGAACUGCUAAACUUUCCAUACUUAACAUGGAAUUCCAUUGCUUGUGUUUCUGAAACAUUCUUCAUCUCACCACUCCAGGCACACAUAGCAGGAUGCUUUCCGGGGAGCAUUCCUUGACUGGA
Messenger RNA from Terrapene triunguis (Three-toed box turtle), 819 nucleotides. RefSeq names its product protein phosphatase 1 regulatory inhibitor subunit 1C (gene PPP1R1C). The coding region runs from base 316 to 582 and encodes 88 amino acids. NCBI's taxonomy places the organism in Eukaryota, Metazoa, Chordata, Testudines, Emydidae. The record is from RefSeq and is a predicted model, not a curated record. Gene Ontology annotation, molecular function: protein phosphatase inhibitor activity. Gene Ontology annotation, cellular component: cytoplasm. Gene Ontology annotation, biological process: intracellular signal transduction. The transcript is spliced from 5 exons.